CUAACAAAAAGGAUUGCGGAGAUUCUAUGAUGAAUCAGCAGGCUUUUUCCUCGUGGGUUGGGCAUUGCACUAUUUCCCAUUUUUCUUGAUGGGCCGCCAAUUGUUCCUGCAUCAUUACAUGCCGGCACUUUACUUUUCCAUUCUUGUCUUUGGCGUCAGCUUUGAUCUCCUUACUGUCCGGCUCAAGAACAAGAAGCGCAUCAUCGCCGCCAUCGUCACCGUGCUAUGCUUUGUCACUGUGUAUCGUCAAUUCAUACCGAUCACGUAUGGUGAGCCGUGGACAAAGUCGGCCUGUGGUGCACACAAGUGGCGUUCUACUUGGGAUUUUGAUUGUGUUCAAUUCCAGGAUAAUUAUUCGCAAUACUAUAACAACAACAACGAGAUCCCCGGUAAUCCUAUCGGCAAGAUGCAAAACGCAAUCAAGUCUUAUUUCGCAGCAGCCCAGGAUAGAGAACUGCCACCUGAAGUGGGCGAACUCGCCAAUAUCGUGUCCGACGCAGUUGCAAAGAACAAUGUCGAUUCCACUAUCGACGACGCAUCGCCGUCGUCAUCAUAGAAAGUCAUACUAUUUACCCAUCACUACUCUCUUUAGCCCCAUAGCAUCGUAUACUAGUAUACACAUUUUACACACUACCUUAAAUUAAAAAGCAGAGCUCGUCUGUGCAACCUAGAGGAAAUGAAGUUGCAAGGAAAUCAAAUGUCCGCACUACGAAACGGGCAAGAGACUUUCGAGAAAGAAAGAGAGAAAGAAAGAGGAGUAUCACACAAGAGAUGAAGCUCAUUUCCGUC
Messenger RNA from Zychaea mexicana, 789 nucleotides. RefSeq lists its product as uncharacterized. The record is from RefSeq and is a predicted model, not a curated record. Gene Ontology annotation, cellular component: endoplasmic reticulum. The transcript is spliced from 2 exons. The coding region runs from base 89 to 556 and encodes 155 amino acids. Gene Ontology annotation, biological process: protein O-linked glycosylation via mannose. Gene Ontology annotation, molecular function: dolichyl-phosphate-mannose-protein mannosyltransferase activity. NCBI's taxonomy places the organism in Eukaryota, Fungi, Mucoromycota, Mucoromycetes, Mucorales, Lichtheimiaceae.